AUGUGGGAGGUUUUAUUGCCAGAAGCAGCCUCUGAGAGGGGUGAAGAUGUAAGAAGAGAAGGGGCUGUGGACGGGGGAAGACUUUUUAUCCAGUCCAUGAGGUCUCCAUAUGCUCAGCCAGAUCUGCAUAAGUAUAAAUCAAAAGGAAGAGCCCUUGGUGGUAAAGGGCAAGGUGACUCUCACAAAGGAUCCAGUUGUAUUAAUUUCAUCUUUGUGUUUUUCAAACUGUGUUGUGAAAUUUCAAGAAGAGUUCCAAUAUUUGAAAUUGGGAGAAGAACCACAGAAAGCAUGAGUGCUUCUCUGGUAAACACUCCACAGGGUCCAAUAACCUUCAAGGAUGUGGCUCUGGUCUUCUCACCGGAGGAGUGGAAAUGUCUCAGUUUUACUCAUCAGGCAUUGUACAUGGAUGCGAUGCUGGAGAAUUACAACAAUCUAUUGUUUGUGGAAAAUCAUCUCUUAUGUGGAAAACAUGGGAAGGUCUUAAAUCAAGACACAGAAUGCAUUGUUCAUGAGCAUGUGGAUGUACAAGAGAAGUCUUAUAAAUUUAAUGAGCUUAGCAAAAUGAUUAAUGAAUCUAACCAUAGCACACCUUAUAAAACUAACCACAGAGAUGCUCCACUUGAAUCCCCAAACCUGAAAAGACAUAAAACUGGAAAAAACAGAGAGGUUUCCAAAUAUAAAGACUAUGUAAAGUGUUUAAAUGAGUGCUUUUUCAUUAAUCUAAAUAAAGGAAUGCACAUAGGUAAGAAAGAAAACAAUGCAAAACUUCAUAAGAGUUUUGUGUCUAAACAUAAUCAGAAGCUGAAACAAAACAGUAAUGAGAAACCUUACAAAUGCAGUGAGUGUGACAAAUGCUUUACCCAAAAAGGCAAUCUUCAAAUUCAUCAGCGAAUUCAUACAGGAGAGAAACCUUACAAAUGCAAUGAAUGUGACAAAUGCUUUACCCAAAAAUGCAGUCUGCAAUGUCAUCAGCAAAUUCAUACAGGAGAGAAACCUUACAAAUGCAGUGAAUGUGACAAAUGCUUUAAGUACAAAAUUAGUCUGCAAUGUCAUCAGAGAAUUCAUACAGGAGAGAAACCUUACAAAUGCAAUGAAUGUGACAAAUGCUUUACCAGAAAAUGCAGUCUGCAGUGUCAUCAGCAAAUUCAUACAGGAGAGAAACCUUACAAAUGCAAUGAAUGUGACAAAUGCUUUACCAGAAAAUGCAGUCUGCAGUGUCAUCAGCAAAUUCAUACAGGAAAGAAACCUUACAAAUGCAGUGAAUGUGACAAAUGCUUUGCCCAAAAAGGCCAUCUUCAAAGUCAUCAGCGAAUAAUUCAUACAGGAGAGAAACCUUACAAAUGCAAUGAAUGUGACAAAUGCUUUACCAGAAAAUGCAGUCUGCAGUGUCAUCAGCAAAUUCAUACAGGAGAGAAACCUUACAAAUGCAGUGAAUGUGACAAACGCUUUAAGUACAAAAUUAGUCUGCAAUGUCAUCAGAGAAUUCAUACAGGAGAGAAACCUUACAAAUGCAAUGAAUGUGACAAAUGCUUUACCAGAAAAUGCAGUCUGCAGUGUCAUCAGCAAAUUCAUACAGGAGAGAAACCUUACAAAUGCAAUGAAUGUGACAAAUGCUUUACCAAAAAAUGCCAUCUUCGAAUUCAUCAGCGAAUUCAUACAGGAAAGAAACCUUACAAAUGCAGUGAAUGUGACAAAUGCUUUGCCCAAAAAGGCCAUCUUCAAAGUCAUCAGCGAAUGCAUGCAGGAGAGGAUCCUUACAAAUGCAGUGAAUGUGACAAAUGCUUUAAGUACAAAAUUAAUCUUCAAUGUCAUCAGAGAAUUCAUACAGGAGAGAAACCUUACAAAUGCAGUGAAUGUGACAAAUGCUUUACCCAAAAAGGCAAUCUUCAAAAUCAUCAGCGAAUUCAUACAGGAGAGAAACCUUACAAAUGCAAUGAAUGUGACAAAUGCUUUACCCAAAAAUGCAGUCUGCAAUGUCAUCAGCAAAUUCAUACAGGAGAGAAACCUUACAAAUGCAGUGAAUGUGACAAAUGCUUUGCCCAAAAAGGCCAUCUUCAAAGUCAUCAUCUUCAAUGUCAUCAGAGAAUUCAUACAGGAGAGAAACCUUACAAAUGCAGUGAAUGUGACAAAUGCUUUACCAGAAAAUGUUAUCUUCAAAUUCAUCAGCGAAUUCAUACAGGAGAGAAACCUUACAAAUGCAAUGAAUGUGACAAAUGCUUUACCCAAAAAUGCAGUCUGCAAUGUCAUCAGCAAAUUCAUACAGGAGAGAAACCUUACAAAUGCAGUGAAUGUGACAAAUGCUUUACCCAAAAAGGCCAUCUUCAAAGUCAUCAGCGAACGCAUACAGGAGAGGAACCUUACAAAUGCAGUGAAUGUGACAAAUGCUUUAAGUACAAAAUUAGUCUUCAAUGUCAUCAGAGAAUUCAUACAGGAGAGAAGCCUUACAAAUGCAGUGAUUGUGACAAAUGCUUUACCCAAAAAUGCCAUCUUCAAAGUCAUCAGCAAAUUCAUACAAGAGAAUAG
Molecule: messenger RNA, 2523 nt
Organism: Apodemus sylvaticus (European woodmouse)
Lineage: Eukaryota; Metazoa; Chordata; Mammalia; Rodentia; Muridae
Product: zinc finger protein 665-like
Exons: 8
Coding region: 1-2523 (840 amino acids)
Biological process (GO): regulation of DNA-templated transcription
Cellular component (GO): nucleus
Source: RefSeq, a predicted model, not a curated record